GCCUGCUCGGUGGAUCGCUGGUGGAUUAGUUCUGUCUGUUCCCCGGUGUGUUGUCGCUGUUAGCUGUUAGCUGUUAGCACCUGCUGCUGCUGCUGCUGCUCCGCUACGUUUCUGCUGCGUUUCAUCUCCUGCUAACCGGUUCGAAACAUAAACCGACGUCUCUGCCGGAUAAAUAAACGCAGAGCCCGGCAGGAAUCAUGUCCACCGCCCUGGAGAGCUACAUUAACCGUACUGUGGCCAUCGUCACCUCAGACGGCAGGAUGAUUGUGGGCACACUGAAGGGCUUCGAUCAGACCAUCAACCUGAUCCUGGACGAGAGUCACGAGCGGGUGUUCAGCUCCAGUCAGGGGGUGGAGCAGGUGGUGCUGGGACUCUACAUCGUCAGAGGGGACAACGUGGCCGUGAUCGGGGAGAUCGACGAGGAGACGGACUCCACUCUGGAUUUAGGAAACAUCAGAGCCGAGCCGCUCAACUCCGUCGUCCACUGACCUCUGACCCCCCUCCUCUCUCUCCAGGGCGAAAGAUGACGGCGUGACCCAGUUGUUUUACAGGAGCCCGUUUGCAGUCGCAGGUUUACAGAGUUAUCUGGGUCAGCUGAGACUGAUGAUAAAUAAAAAAAGAAACUCCGUGUACCUUCUUCCACUAACAGACUCCUGCACGACAUUCUUCUGUUUGUGUUUUUUUUAUAAAUAAAGUUUGGACUUGCUCCGAGUUGUUAGAUGAA
This is a messenger RNA of Micropterus dolomieu (smallmouth bass), 724 nucleotides long. RefSeq names its product LSM8 homolog, U6 small nuclear RNA associated (gene lsm8). Gene Ontology annotation, cellular component: U4/U6 x U5 tri-snRNP complex; U6 snRNP; precatalytic spliceosome. Gene Ontology annotation, molecular function: RNA binding. NCBI's taxonomy places the organism in Eukaryota, Metazoa, Chordata, Actinopteri, Centrarchiformes, Centrarchidae. Gene Ontology annotation, biological process: mRNA splicing, via spliceosome. The coding region runs from base 198 to 488 and encodes 96 amino acids. The record is from RefSeq and is a predicted model, not a curated record. The transcript has 4 exons.